AUUUUCUACACGCCAAAAACAGAGAGAAAAAAAUAGUUUUCUCCACCAAGUCGCUUCGCCCCGUUCUCCCCCAAUCAUUACCAUACUAUUUCAAUUUGUGUCCUUAUAUAAAGCCACCCUUUCAACCCCAUGCCAGUACAGAAGCUUUCGCCAUAGACUCAACCCAUGGAAAGGAACAUUUGAAGUCACAAACAUGAUUUUCAAUUUUAAAUUGUUAUUUUUCGUUCUUUCUCUGUUUUGUGCGCUUGCAACGGCCGUGGACGACUUGAAGGAUGACGUGGACCGAGGCGCCAGCGACCGCGGCACCCUCUGGUUUGGCCCGCGACUCGGCAAGCGCUCCUUGAGGAUAUCAAAUGACGACAACAAGCAAACUUUUUUGAGGCUUCUUGAAGCUGCCGACGCCUUGAAAUUCUACUACGAUCAGCUCCCCUUCUACGAAAACCAGGCCGACGAUCCGGAGACCCGUGUGACAAAAAAGGUAGUCUUCACUCCGAAACUCGGUCGCAGCAUCGACGUCUACCCUGAAAAACGCACUUUCGAGAACGUAGAAUUCACGCCGCGACUGGGCAGAAGGUUGCCUGAGAAAGUGCCUGUCACGCCAUCGGAUUCCCAUGACGAAGUGUAUAGUUUCAAACCAGACAUGGAAGAGAUCAUUUCCCGGCACAACUACUUCUCACCGCGACUCGGCAGAACCCUCAACUUCUCUCCUAGACUGGGGAGGGAACUAGAAGCUUCGUAUGACAUUUACCCAGAGAAGAUACGGCUAGCACGAAGCGCUAACUUGACGAAAACAUAACGCGAUGACCUUUACUAUAAAUCUUUACCGUUUUAACUGAUGUUUGACGAUACCUCUGUAAUUUUAAUACGAUAUUGUUUAUGAAAGGGUAGUUUUUAAAUAACGAUGCCAUUUUGUAUAUGAAGAAUGGACCAAAGACUUUUAAGCACGGAUUUUGAAAUGACACUCAUGCUCAAGAAAAAGUUGAAGCACGCUUUUGGUUCAAAAAUACUAUAAUAUUAACCAAUCAUAGGAUACAUGAUUGAGUUUCAAUCAGUGAGGUUUAUAGCUACUUACAUUAGUAAUCGGUAAAUAAAUGCAUCUAAAAAAGCACUCUAUCUAGGCAAGUUACUAAGGAUUUAUCAACGCUAAGACCGAAAGAGCGCUGAAGUCUAAAGUCUGGAUGAGGUAAGGAGAAAGAAUGCUGCAGAGUUUAGCCCAACCUUGGGCAAUGAAUGGGAUGAAGUGAAAUCAAGCUGAUGAAGUGGUUUGACUGCCAAAGGCACGUGAUCGUCACAAACUGUAUAGAUUCUGCAGUUUGCAGUUUGUUUCUAGUCCAUUCUAUUAUUGUCUGAAAAUAGGAGUCUUUAUAGGCUGGGGACUCCUAAGCUGUUUUAUCUUUUUGCGAACACUUAGAGCUUGUAGAUUUGUUUUUAAAUGGACUAGUCAUGCUAAAGUCUCGAUUCAAACUCAAGCAAAGAUUUAAUUUGAUUGUUUGAAAAGGCAAAAAGUUAAAAACCAAAGGCUGUCAUUUGUUCUUGAGCAAAGAUUCUAUGUUAGUGUCAUUUCAGAAUACUUGCCCCUGGCUCUUUUUCUUCUUCAAGCAGUCUAUUAAAAUUGAUCUCUUGGAUUCUUUCUACUUCUUAUUGACUCGUCUCACGCUCUAAGAGCUUUUUGAAAUGACCGUUUUUCAAAGUAGAUAGGUACUUAAUAGCAGAUCCGUCCAUCGAGUCGGUUUUCUUUCAUGCCCUAUCUUUUUUCAAUGAGGUUGCAAUACCAGACGUUUUUUUAAUGUCUCAGACUUAGGAUCCUUAAUAAUUGGAAAAUUAAUGUUUUUUUAUAUCAUGCCCUAUUUUUGUUUUAUGAGGUUGCAAUACCAACAAAAGUACCCUAGACUCUUUGUUCUUCGUAGACUAAAAAGGACUAAAGUAAAAACUAAAUUAACUUAUAACGGCGUCUUUCUAAAGUUAAGCGGUCAAAAAAAUUGCAUUAUUUUACAAUUUAUGACGUAAAAUGUAAAAAAAAUGGCCGCUUCAUACCUCAUUCUUAGAUUGUAACACAUUAAUGUUUUGGACGAUAUUAUUGUUAUAAAAUACGUAUACAUUAAACUAGAUUGUAAGCGAUAUUUAUGAGAAUUUAAU
Molecule: messenger RNA, 2136 nt
Organism: Ostrinia furnacalis (Asian corn borer)
Lineage: Eukaryota; Metazoa; Arthropoda; Insecta; Lepidoptera; Crambidae
Gene: PBAN
Product: pheromone biosynthesis activating neuropeptide
Exons: 6
Coding region: 194-796 (200 amino acids)
Biological process (GO): neuropeptide signaling pathway; pheromone biosynthetic process
Molecular function (GO): neuropeptide hormone activity
Source: RefSeq, a predicted model, not a curated record